This is a messenger RNA of Anoplopoma fimbria (sablefish), 1622 nucleotides long. RefSeq names its product ubiquitin-conjugating enzyme E2 G2. Lineage: Eukaryota; Metazoa; Chordata; Actinopteri; Perciformes; Anoplopomatidae. The coding region runs from base 2 to 625 and encodes 207 amino acids. The transcript has 6 exons. Gene Ontology annotation, cellular component: cytosol; endoplasmic reticulum. The record is from RefSeq and is a predicted model, not a curated record.
CAUGCGCUGUUGCUGUUGCUGUUGCGACAGCUUGUUACCGGAGCAGAAGAAGAAGAAGAGCUGGUCCGUUCUCCGGUCCUCCGUCCCUCCCGGUUCUCCCGGUUCUCCCAGUUCUCCCGGUUCUCCGAUGGCCGGCACCGCGCUGAAGAGACUGAUGGCGGAGUACAGACAGCUGACUCUGAACCCACCUGAGGGGAUCGUUGCAGGUCCCGCCAACGAGGAGAACUUCUUUGAAUGGGAGGCUCUCAUCAUGGGUCCUCAGGAUACGUGUUUUGAAGGCGGCGUGUUUCCAGCCGUCCUCAGCUUUCCGUCUGAUUAUCCUCUCAGUCCUCCCAAGAUGAGGUUCACCUGCGACAUGUUCCACCCCAACAUCUACCCAGACGGUCGGGUGUGCAUCUCCAUCCUUCAUGCUCCAGGAGACGACCCGAUGGGGUAUGAGAGCAGUGCAGAGAGGUGGAGUCCGGUCCAGAGUGUGGAGAAGAUCCUGCUGUCUGUCGUCAGCAUGUUGGCAGAGCCCAACGAUGAGAGUGGAGCUAACGUGGACGCCUCUAAGAUGUGGCGUGAGGACAGAGACCAGUUCUAUAAACUGGCUCAGAGGAUCGUCCGUAAGUCUCUGGGUCUCUAGAGGUCUCUAGAGUCCACGUCGUCUCUGUGUGCUGCAGAAACACUCGAUGGAGGUUGGCCGUCACCAUGGAAACCAAUCUCACACACACACACACACACACACACACACACACACACACACACACACACACACACACACAGAGUGCUGCCGAGACGGACGGAUCAAUAAACUGAUGGACGGAACUCACCGACGUUUGGAUCAAUACAGAAUCCAAAAGUUACAUAACUUCAAAUAACUAAAAGUCGACAGAAGAAGACAACAGUGACAUCAUGUGACCUCACAGUGACAUCAUCAGAGCUGAGGGGGCCGACAGCAGCAGAUACUUUAUUAUAAUCAAUACUAUUAUUAUUAUUAUCAUUAUUAUAAUAUAAAGGUCACAAACACUGAUGACAAUCAGGACCUGAACUGUCGUUCAAACUAAUCAAUACAAACGUGAUAUUAUAAAUAGUAAACCAAUAAAGAAUAAAAGAUGAUUCGUCCAUCCUGAAGAUUAAAGAAAGUGUAAAUAUAAACUCGGAACAUAAAAGUCUGGAGGUGUCUUUAUUUUGAAAUCAGUUACGUGAAUGCUAACCCUUUCACAAUAAAGGUGUGUGUGACAGAGUCAAUACUUUGUGUUUUUGUUAAUGAACCAAUCAGGAGGCUUGAAUGAACCUUUAAUGUGAAAGGAAACUACACCAGCAUGUAAUCGGAUACUUCUUCUUCUACACAGUAUUUAGAGUAGAUAAAAAACUUAUUUUAAACACGACUAACGCUGGUUUCCUGCUGCUGUCGGUCUGAUGAACCUGAUGGUUGUGGUGGUGGUGAUGAUGAUGAUGAAGAUUGCCCCCCCCCUUGGACUUGAUGCACUUUAUCUGGAGGAUCUUCUGGUUCAGAUCUUCUCCGGCUGGUUUUUAAAAGUGAGGCUGGAUGUUUUGUCUGGUUUCAAAGGUUCAGAUGACAGCAGAGUUUAUUUUACUUUGUCUUUUACUUUGAAAGAAUAAACUGAGGGGAAAACACA